Molecule: messenger RNA, 4524 nt
Organism: Aspergillus terreus NIH2624
Lineage: Eukaryota; Fungi; Ascomycota; Eurotiomycetes; Eurotiales; Aspergillaceae
Exons: 4
Coding region: 1-4524 (1507 amino acids)
Biological process (GO): phospholipid translocation
Cellular component (GO): plasma membrane
Molecular function (GO): ATP binding; ATPase-coupled intramembrane lipid carrier activity; magnesium ion binding
Source: RefSeq, a predicted model, not a curated record
AUGGCUUCUGUCAACUUUGACCCCGAAGCCAACGAACCCGGGAACGACGUGCGCGAGGUGAGCAGCAAUAUCUCCAAGCCAACUAAGCGACAACGAUGGGCUACAACACGAGUCGCUGGCGCCGGUGGUGUACGGAAGCGGGUCUCCAUUAUGGACCGCUUUCACAAGCGUCACGAGUCGAAGAGUGAAAAGCGGCGGUCCAAUCUACCUACCGCCGAACACCCCGAUGCUCAGGGCGACGAGGAAACCGGCAAUCGAAGGAUUUACUUCAACGUCCCAAUUCCAGAUUCCGAAAGAGACGAAGAUGGUCAUCCCAAGGCCAACUACCCGAGAAACAAAAUCCGUACCGCGAAGUAUACUCCGUUGACUUUUGUUCCCAUGAACAUUUGGUUCCAAUUCCACAACAUUGCCAACAUCUAUUUCUUAUUCAUCAUUAUCCUUGGUUUCUUCCCCAUUUUCGGUGUUGACACUCCCGCGCUGAACACGGUGCCCCUGAUCGUCAUUGUUGUUGUCACCGCCAUCAAAGACGCCAUCGAGGAUUGGCGGCGGACUGUCCUAGACAACGAAUUGAACAAUUCCCCAGUAUACCGUCUGAUUGAUUGGAACAAUGUCAAUGUGAGCGAGGAAACCGUUUCCCUCUGGCGUCGAAUCAAGAAAGCCUCUACCCGCGCCACCAUAUGGACCUACAGGACGGGCAAAAAUAUGGUUCAGAAGAAGAAUCAGAAUGCCGAGGAACCGGAAGAAGCCGACCGCCGUGCGUCCUUUAUGACUACUGUGACACCGCGCACCUCCAUGUACUCCCAACGCGGCGACGACGUCCUCGAUCAAGAUGCCAUUCAGAUGACGCCGGUUCCGUCUCCCACCCCCGACGCACGCUCCGACUGGCCGCUGCCGAAUGGAGAGCAAAGCCAGUAUCUCCAUCCUGAUAAAGCCCGGAAUAGUCUUAUUGUGCCUCCAUCCCCUACUACGCCGCCGCGGAAAGGCGGUAGUGUGGUAGACAAAUCGAAACAGACCCCCGGGACCGCGAGAUUCAAACGUGACUUCUGGAAGAACAUCAAAGUGGGUGAUUUCGUCCGGCUGUAUAACGGAGAUCCCAUUCCGGCCGAUGUCGUAGUCUUGUCGACUUCGGACCCGGAUGGCGCCUGCUAUGUGGAAACGAAGAACUUGGAUGGUGAGACGAACUUGAAAGUUCGACAGGCACUCCAUUGUGGGAGCCAAGUCCGACAUGCCAGAGAUUGUGAGAAGGCCGAAUUCGUGAUUGACAGUGAAGCGCCGCAUCCAAACUUGUACGCCUACAAUGGUGCUUUGCGCUGGGAUCAGCGUGAUCCCGAUUUCCCCGAGGCUCCACGUAAGGAGAUGGUGGAGCCGAUUUCCAUCAACAACGUCCUCUUACGUGGUUGUUCCCUGCGGAAUACGGAAUGGGCUCUCGGUGUCGUCCUAUUCACCGGUGAAGAGACUAAGAUCAUGCUCAACUCCGGCGUGACUCCGACCAAGAGACCGCAGCUUGCCAAGGCUCUCAAUUGGAACGUCAUCUAUAACUUCAUCAUCCUGUUCUUCAUGUGCCUGAUCUCCGGUAUUGUCAACGGUGUUGCCUGGGGCCGAAAAGACAAGUCGCUCAAUUUCUUCGACUUUGGGUCGUAUGGAAGCACCCCGGCUGUCACCGGCAUUAUCACCUUUUGGGUGGCCCUCAUUCUGUUCCAGAACUUGGUGCCCAUCUCACUUUACAUCUCCCUGGAAAUCGUCCGCACCAUCCAAGCUAUCUUCAUCCAUAGUGAUGUCUUCAUGUAUUACGACAAACUCGAAAUCGCGUGUAUUCCGAAGUCCUGGAAUAUUUCAGAUGACGUCGGUCAGAUUGAAUACAUCUUCUCCGACAAGACUGGUACGCUGACUCAAAAUGUCAUGGAUUUCAAAAAAUGCACGGUCAAUGGAGUUUCCUAUGGUGAAGCCUUCACGGAGGCUCAGAUCGGUAUGGUACGACGAGAAGGUGGAGAUGCCGACGGAAUGGCUGCCAGAGCCCGCGAAAAGAUUGCUGCCGACACGGCAAGAAUGCUCAAGUUGCUUCGCGGCAUCCACGACAACCCCUACCUGCAUGAUGACAAGCUUACCUUUGUGGCCCCGGAUUAUGUGGCUGAUCUGGACGGCCAGUCGGGUGUUGCUCAAAAGAAAGCUACCGAACAUUUCAUGCUCGCUCUUGCAGUUUGCCAUACAGUAAUUACUGAGCAUACCCCGGGUGAUCCGCCCCAGAUCGAAUUCAAGGCGCAGUCCCCCGACGAGGCUGCCUUGGUAGCAACAGCCAGAGACUGUGGCUUCACUCUCCUCGGACGGUCGGGUGAUGACUUGAUCGUGAACGUCAUGGGCGAAGAACGCACCUACACGGUGUUGAACACGCUCGAGUUCAACUCAUCGAGAAAGCGCAUGAGUGCGAUCAUCCGCAUGCCGGAUGGAACUAUCCGGCUCUUUUGCAAGGGCGCGGAUAGUAUCAUCUAUUCGCGGUUGGCACCUGGAAAGCAGCAAGAGCUUCGGAAAAAGACCGCCGAGCAUCUUGAGAUGUUUGCACGUGAAGGAUUACGGACCCUUUGCGUCGCUGAUCGAAAACUCAGCGAGGAGGAAUAUCGAGCCUGGAGCAAGGAGCACGAUAUCGCCGCUGCUGCGCUGACAGACCGUGAGCAAAAGUUGGAGCAGGUUGCAAGCGAUAUUGAACAGGAGCUCAUGCUUAUCGGUGGUACGGCCAUUGAGGAUCGGUUACAGGACGGUGUCCCAGAUACAAUCUCCUUGCUUGCAGAUGCUGGUAUCAAACUCUGGGUUUUGACUGGUGAUAAAGUUGAGACUGCUAUCAACAUUGGCUUCUCCUGCAACCUCCUGAACAACGAUAUGGAGUUGCUUGUCUUGAACAUCCCAGAGAGCCAGCCCCAGCGAGCAUCCCAAGAGCUCGAUCAAUUGUUACAGCGCUUCGGACUGACUGGAUCUGACGAAGAACUUCUUGCUGCUCGGGAGGACCAUACGCCCCCACCGGCGACACAUGCUGUCGUCAUUGACGGUGAUACUCUCAAAUUGAUGCUUGGGGAUGACUUGAAGCAGAAAUUCCUCUUGCUUUGCAAGCGAUGCAAGUCCGUUCUCUGCUGCCGUGUCAGCCCUGCCCAGAAAGCUGCGGUCGUCAGAAUGGUGAAACAAGGUCUCAACAUCAUGGCUCUCUCCAUCGGAGAUGGCGCCAAUGAUGUUGCUAUGAUCCAAGAAGCCGAUGUGGGUGUCGGUAUCAUUGGUGAAGAGGGUCGACAAGCUGCCAUGUCUUCCGACUAUGCCAUUGGUCAAUUCCGCUUCCUUCAGCGUCUUGUCCUUGUCCAUGGAAGAUAUUCUUACCGACGUAUGGGAGAAACAAUUGCCAAUUUCUUCUACAAGAACUUGGUCUGGACGUUCGCACUGUUCUGGUACUCUAUCUACAACGACUUUGACGGUUCCUACCUGUUCGACUAUACUUACAUCGUUCUGGUCAACGUUGCCUUCACCUCCUUGCCUGUAAUUCUUAUGGGAAUCUUCGAUCAGGAUGUAGAUGACAAGGUCUCGCUCGCCGUUCCCCAGUUGUACAUGAGAGGCAUUGAGAGAAAGGAAUGGUCCGAACUCAAAUUCUGGCUAUACAUGUUCGACGGGCUCUAUCAGUCGCUCAUUUGUUUCUUCAUGCCUUACCUUCUGUACAGCCCCGCUAGAUUCGUGGACUCAAACGGUUUGAACAUCAACGAUCGCAUGCGUAUGGGUGUUCUGGUUGCUACCAGUGCGGUGAUCGCUAGCAACACCUAUAUCCUGCUGAACCAGUACCGAUGGGACUGGCUGACGGUCCUAAUCAACGUUAUUAGCACGUUGCUAAUUUUCACUUGGACUGGUAUCUAUUCCUCGGUUGAAGCGUCCGCACAGUUCUACAAAGCCGGCGCGGAAGUCUACGGCGCCUUGUCCUUCUGGGUUGUCUUGCUCCUGACCGUUACGAUAUGUCUUCUCCCUCGGUUCACCGUGAAGUCCAUCCAGAAGGUCUUUUUCCCAACCGAUGUCGAUAUCAUCCGUGAGCAGGUCACGCAAGGCAAAUUCAAAUACCUGGAUCAGUAUGAAGCCUUCGUCCCCCCCAAGGCUGCUGCUGCUACCUCUGGUGGCUUCAGUGACGAAUCUGCCACGUCUUCUGAUCUGGGGAAACCAGUUAAUCCGAAGCAAGAUCCAUUUUCGGACGACCAACAAAUCUACGCUCCUUCGGUCGCUCCAACACAGCAUACUCACAAUCCGCGGAGUCAGAACGGAAGCACGGGGACGAACUACGCCUCGAGCCUUGACCAACGUCCUCAACCGCAAUCAGUGGACUAUGUCCGGAAUUCCCCCGAGCGAACGCGACAUUCGUUCGACCGCGUUCAGCCUGAUUACGAAAUGCAUCAUCAUGACAUGACGCGCGUCGAUUCUUUGGGUGUUCAAACACCACCCAGUCCGCACAGCCCGUUGAAGGGCCCCUACGAUCCCCCUACACACCCGCCUACAGGUAAUUUUAUUUAG